AUGGCGCAAGUUCCCGUGCAGGUGAUCGUCAGAGAUCCCCAGUUGUUCUACUGGAUCCUCUUCCCGAUUACCAUUGUGAUGGUACUCACCGGUGUCCUCCGACACUAUGCCUCCGUGAUGCUCGCCCCCGCGGCCAAGAAGAUCGACGCAAAGACCAUGCGCGAACAGCGCUCGCUGGCCCGCGGCAUCGCUCUCCGCACCAACUACCACUCCCUCACCAAGAAGUCCUUUGAAGCCCGACGCGAGACCCUGACCGCCAACUACGAGUCCGGCGCAUACCUGAAGGAGCCUGACAGGAAGGGUCAGCCUCCCGCCAAUCCUCUGUCCGACCCCUCCCAGAUGGACGGCAUGAUGGGCAUGAUGAAGAAUAACAUGGCUAUGAUCAUCCCCAACACCCUGAUCAUGAGCUGGAUCAACGCCUUCUUCAGCGGCUACGUUAUCAUGAAAUUGCCCUUCCCCCUCACCAUCAAGUUCAAGAGCAUGUUGCAGGCUGGUGUGCAGACCAAGGACAUGGAUCCCCGAUGGAUGUCUAGCAUCAGUUGGUACUUCCUCUGCAUCUUCGGUCUGCAGUUUGUCUACGUGUUUCUUCUUGGAAGCGACAACGCCGCCAGCCAAGUUGCGCAGCAAAUGCAAGCUCAGCAGAUGCCCAACCCCAUGGGUGGACCUGGACAGGACCCCGACAAGCAAUUCAAGGCCGAGGCUGAGAACCUUGCCGUCGUCGACCACUACUCUGUGUUGGAUGACGUUACGGACCGAUUUCUAGAGGGUAUCAAGGCGUAG
Molecule: messenger RNA, 780 nt
Organism: Clonostachys byssicola
Lineage: Eukaryota; Fungi; Ascomycota; Sordariomycetes; Hypocreales; Bionectriaceae
Source: the annotation of a GenBank genome assembly